GGGAACUUUAGGUGAAGUUGAAGACGGUGGAGCGAGAUUGAACACCACACAUCUCUGGUCGGUCAUUCUGAGCCAUGCCUUCUGCUGUGACAACUAUCCUCCUGAUGGGGGCGCUGAUGGUCGCCCCUGCUUAUUCUUGGACUUUUGCAGAGGUGGCUGCUCUUUGUGCCACCACCGAGCUGCAGCCAUGUGAUGCUGGGGAGUACCGCCUGAACGAUGACAGCUGCGUCAAAUUUUUAACCUCCCAGAUGAAUUUCAAGGAAGCCCAGGAAGGGUGUCAAUUAGUCGACGGUGCUGUGGUCAAAUUGACAAGCCUUGACGAGCACAAAAAGCUGGUGUGUAUGAUGUUUGCUGCUAUUCCGUUUCGACUCCACUACUGGAUUGGUGCCAAAAGAGGACCAGAUGCUUUUGAAUGGAUCCAUGGAGGUGAACCACUGGAGACUGCUCCUUGGCGUGAAGGUCAGCCUGAUAACUUCAACGGCAAUGAGAACUGCGUGUGGAUGAACUCUGGCUCUUGGGGUCCAUUCAACGACGGGCCGUGCUCCGAGUUAAGCGCUGUGCCAUGUCAGAUCGCAAAGUGAUUGUUUGCUUCUCCAAGGGCACGAGGAGCCGCGCUGUUUGUCUACUCAAGAGCACAAACACGCUUUUACUUUCAUUCCAAU
Entelurus aequoreus (snake pipefish) is the source of this 662-nucleotide messenger RNA. Its product is annotated as C-type isolectin Sp-CL4-like. The record is from RefSeq and is a predicted model, not a curated record. Lineage: Eukaryota; Metazoa; Chordata; Actinopteri; Syngnathiformes; Syngnathidae. Bases 75 to 581 code for a protein of 168 amino acids. The transcript has 6 exons.